AUGAUAGCCAAUGGCAAUUUGAAAUGGCAAAAGAAUUUCGAAGAGCUUCGUCUAGCUGUUGACCGACUACAACUACAAUAUAGUAAAGGGUGGACAAGCCCGGGAGGUUACUGUAAACUGUUCGAAAACGGGGAAGUCUCGAUACGUUGGUAUUCGAAUAGUAAAUCUUUGACGGUGAAGGGGGAAAAGGCCGACGAAAUAAAAGAAAAACUAUUAAAUUUCGACCGCAAAUUGAGCGGUGAAGUCAAAGUAUACUCGGAGAGUCCAAAGGUUGCAAAUAUUUUGGAGUCAACAGAUAGAAAUUUGCAUUUGAGGUCACGAAUCUGUAGCGUGAACAAUGAAAUGACUCGGACAAAUGGUCAAAGUUACUCAACCAACACAAACGACGCAAAUUACAAUAAAUCCCCAGAAUUUUAUGAAAUAAACUCUAAGCUGGAAAAUUAUUCACAAAAUGUUACUAGAAAGCUAGAUGCUCUAGCGGAAGAAAUUUCAACGAUAAAGGAGAAUAAAGAAAAUGCUGCUUACGGUAUACUGAUACUUGAAGAAACUGUUGAUGACCUUAAGAAGGAAAAGUAUGAACUUAACAGAGAGAAUGAUGACUUAAAGGAGAAAAACAAGAACUUAUUUCAAUCUCUGUCUGAAGUAAAAGCUAAGGUUAUAGAACUUCAGCGAGAAUCAGUAUCACUAGCAGAAAAGAAGAAAAUUGAAGACCUGGAAUCUGAGAACAAGAAGUUCUCAGCGUUAGUGACCACGAAGAAGAAGCAAACAAAUCUGCAUCAGAUCUGGAUCAAUCAGAGGCUAGACAACAUAAAGACCCAGUACGAGACACAACUACAAUAUCUAAGGAUGAAAAAACCCCUAUUGAUGUAG
Paramuricea clavata is the source of this 870-nucleotide messenger RNA. The record is from the annotation of a GenBank genome assembly. Lineage: Eukaryota; Metazoa; Cnidaria; Anthozoa; Malacalcyonacea; Plexauridae.